ACCUAAUAAUCUACCUCGGUAACUUCAUGGAGUCCGAAGAUUCUGCAAGCUCCAUACGAGGCUUGGGGCCUAACCAUGACGAAAACGCAUCGACUCCGCAUAAAUUGCGGAAGAAGUCUACCCACCGGUUGCGCAUUGAAUUUAUAAAUGGCAAGCAUCUGGAAGUAGAGUACAAUUUCGAACGCACCGGGAUAGAUGAAGAGCGGAUUCGCAUCAACGUAAACACUUUGUUGCCGGUGUUUGGUAGAUUGUUAACUCCAGGCACGGAAACCUUCGUGGACGUGGAGAAGCUCGUCAGUUUCGUGGAGACGUACGUUCAUUUGAACAAAUGUAACGACCAACGAUACGCCUCCUGUCCCUGCCAUUUGGAUGUCGACCCUGAGACCGCUGCAAAGUUUGAACCGUCUCCAGACAACGCAUGUGCAGCCGGCCACUUCCAUCACUUCUGCUUUCAGCAUGUGAAUUACUGGUUGUCGGGCGUCUUGGAGCCUUCGAUCAAGCUUUUGGGUAAAGGCGGGUCACACAUUAGAAAUCGCAUCUCAAGCUUGAAUGUUAUUUUGGGAGCUGCAAUUUACUUCCGAGAUGGGGAACAGAUGUUCCGGGCGAGCCGCUCACACCCACGCGUCCGAGAAAUGUCACAGUGAUUUACAGCACUGAUUGUGAAUAUGUUUGUGCCAGUGGUCGUCAUGACAUUGUUCACAGUAGAAAUAUCUUCAAGUUUAGUGUUAAAGCAGUUUAUAUAAUUAUAUAUUGUUACACCUGGCCUCGCAAGCUGAACAAAUGGCAAAUUAAUUCGAAUAAAUGGAUACAUUAAUAUUUUCACUUCAUUCACUUUGCGCAAUAAAGCAAUUCUGAACCAAUAUGUUUCCUAUUAUAGUACAAGUUAGGCUGUCACGAAGUCGUCAAUUACAACACAGCAGGUGUAUGAGCUUUUCAGUAAAAUAAAUUAAUCGUUCGAUUUUUUUCGUUAAAAUCGAACCAUUAACUUUGACUGUCCGCCAUUUUGUGGAAAAUGGAUAUUUUUU
Neodiprion fabricii is the source of this 1025-nucleotide messenger RNA. RefSeq lists its product as uncharacterized. The record is from RefSeq and is a predicted model, not a curated record. The transcript is spliced from 2 exons. Lineage: Eukaryota; Metazoa; Arthropoda; Insecta; Hymenoptera; Diprionidae. Bases 27 to 644 code for a protein of 205 amino acids.